Molecule: messenger RNA, 914 nt
Organism: Episyrphus balteatus (marmalade hoverfly)
Lineage: Eukaryota; Metazoa; Arthropoda; Insecta; Diptera; Syrphidae
Product: cuticle protein 8-like
Exons: 2
Coding region: 1-645 (214 amino acids)
Cellular component (GO): extracellular matrix
Source: RefSeq, a predicted model, not a curated record
AUGGCUUUUAAGUUUGUUGCUGUUCUUGCUUUUGUUACUGUUGCUAGUGCAGGAUACAUCCAACCUCAACUACAACAACAACAACACGAUAUUUAUCAAUCUGGACCUGCAGAGCAUCAAGUAGUUUUAGCACCACCACACCAACACCACCAAAUAUUGGAAAAGACAAAAAUCGAGGAAUAUGAUUCACAUCCACAAUACAAAUUUGCUUAUAACGUUGACGAUUCGGUUACUGGUGAUUCCAAGAGUCAUUCUGAGACAAGAAAUGGCGAUGCAGUUGAAGGAGAAUACUCUUUAAAUGAUGCUGAUGGCUACAGGAGAAUUGUACAUUAUACAGCUGAUCAUGAACAUGGAUUUAAUGCUGUUGUAACAAGAGUUCCACUUCAUGGAGCUCAUGAAGCUGAUCAUCAUGCACCAGCUGUUGUUAAGACCGUUCAGCCAGUGGCUUAUGCUUCUUCUCCAUCAAAUUACUAUAAGUCAGAACCAACUCAUUAUGAGACUCAAGCUCCAGCAGCAGCUCAUGGUUUGUACAGUGCUCCAGCUCAAAAUCAUCAAGCUCCAUACAUUCAAGCUCAUGAAUCUAACUCAGGCCCAUCAGCAUACGUUGUGAAGUCAUCUCCACACGGUUCAGAAUAUCAUAAUUAAUUUUACCAAGACUUGUUGUUCCUUGUUAAGUUUAAAUUAAUUGUUGCAUAAUAAAUAAGUAAAUUGUUACGUUAAAUAUUUUAAAAGUCUAUUUUGGUUAAUGUUGUGACCAAAGUCAAAAAUCGGAACAAACAAAUCUAAUUUGAAUCUAAGAUCUUCCACAGGGUUUUUGGAGUUACAUAUAUUCUUAGGACCAAAUCCAAAUAACGUCUAUGUAGGUAUUGUUAAAUACCAAUUUAAGAGGUUUUUUUUAGGACCGGUUUGACUAA